Molecule: messenger RNA, 492 nt
Organism: Cyclocybe aegerita
Lineage: Eukaryota; Fungi; Basidiomycota; Agaricomycetes; Agaricales; Hemipholiotaceae
Source: the annotation of a GenBank genome assembly
AUGGAGUACCUACAGAUCGACACUCAAUCACCGCAGGCAUACGUCCCACUCGUUUGUGGUUGGAGGCCCACUGUUGAUUAUCCGUUGGAGGAUCUACGAAAUUGUCGUGCCGACGCAGAAGAAGAAAUAGAGGGGUGUAUCUCAACUUUGCAAAGCCUCAAACCACAUGUUGCUGCUGUUCACGCCUUUUUCGUCAGCAAAAUAUACGCCAACAUCUACCUGAUCCUGGUGAGCGGUCCUCUGAGAAAACCGUUACUUCCGCAUGCGUACAUUGAGCGUAUCGAUGCGAUUGUUGCGCCAUGGAAGGACUUCUACAAAUUAGCGAUACAAACGAUACGAUGGCCAUGGGAUGAAGAUAGUUUUUUGACGUAUGUUCCCAACCGGGAGAAUCUUGACCCAGAGGAGGAGGGCCAAGCGUACGACACCUGUUACUCCUGGCUUACUCUGGAUCUGACGGCCAAUCGUCGAUAUCAUUGGUCAGACUUGCUAUAG